AUGUACGACAAGGUCGUGUCAUUAGGCACCCGCCUGCACUACCCCAUCACCAUCACCAAGCUGCUCAAGAAGCCAGGCGACAACAUAAAAAAGCAAGAAACAAUCAUAGAGUACAAGUUUACAUGGAGGAGACGCGUUGGCGAGGAUAAUUGGACCGAUGAGACCACCUACACCGAGUACGACAGCCCGGCUGAGGGCACCCUGAAGGAAUGGCGCAUCAAGGAAGGCAUGGUCAUCAACGCCGACACCCCGUGCAUGACCGUGCAGGAAGCCUGUGGCCAUGAGGUUCAGAUCCAGGGCCUGUGCAGCUUGUGCGGCGCCGACAUGACGGAGAUCAACUGGGCCAGCGAGGAAAGAGACACGGAACGCGCCAUGAUCAACAUGACACACGACCAGACCGGCCUCAUGGUCAGCGAGAGCGUCGCGAUGAAAGCCGAGAACGAUACCCAGAAGCGUCUUUUGCGCCAGCGCAAGCUCAGUCUCGUCGUCGAUCUCGACCAGACCAUCAUCCACGCCUGUAUCGAGCCGACCGUCGGCGAGUGGAUGCGCGAUCCCUCAAACCCGAACCACAACGCUGUCAAGGAUGUUAAGAGUUUCCAAUUGAGUGACGACGGGCCGCGCAGCUACGUGACCGGUUGCACCUACUACAUAAAACUCCGCCCGGGGCUAGAGGAAUUCCUCCAAGAGAUCAGCACCAUGUACGAGCUUCAUGUCUACACCAUGGGUACGAGAGCUUACGCGCAAAACAUUGCUCGUAUCGUGGAUCCGGAUAAGAAGCUCUUCGGAAAUCGUGUCAUCAGCCGUGACGAGAAUGGAAGCAUCACUGCCAAGAGCUUACAGCGUCUCUUCCCCGUCAGCACCAACAUGGUGGUAAUUAUUGAUGACCGUGCUGAUGUCUGGCCUAUGAACCGCCCAAACCUGAUCAAAGUAGUCCCAUACGACUUUUUCAAGGGAAUAGGCGAUAUCAACUCGAGCUUCUUACCUAAGCGGACGGACAUUGUGCCCUCUCCAACAAAUGGCACCCUUGAAACCACUACGAAUGAGGAUGCUAAGUUGGAGACUGACGAUAAAGCUGCUGUCAAGGCAUCUCCUCUUGAUGAGCUUGCUCGGAUGAGCGGCGCCGACGAUGAAAGUAGCUUGCAGAGUAAAACCGAGGAGCAGGAGAGAGUGUUGGAGAAGCAGUUGACAGACCGGCCUCUUCUGCACAUGCAGGAAGAGCUGGAUAAGGAGGAGGGCCAACCAGGCCAGGAAAACGAACCUGGCGAUCACCACCACAGACAGAAUCUGCUUACGGAUGACGACGAGGAGCUUAUCGCGCUCCAAGACCAUCUUACAGACCUGCACAGCGCCUUUUAUGAAACCUACGACAAGAGAAGAGAGGAGCGCAGAGAGUCAGAUCCCAAGCAUCGACCUGGGGACAGCAAGACAAAACAAAGGCGGAGAUCCAUCGAUGACGGGGUUGACCUUUCAAUGGUACCCGAUGUUGGUGACAUCUUGGACGAGCUCAAGUCAAAUGUGCUUAGUGGACUGGUCAUCGUUCUGUCUGGUCUUGUUCCGCUUGGAGUUAACAUCGAAGAGUCCGAGAUCGGAAUGCAGGCGCAGAGCCACGGCGCGCAGGUUGUCGAAAAAGUCACCAAAAGAGUCACGCACCUCGUUGUGUCGACAGCUCGCCCUCGAACCCAGAAGGUGCGGGCAGCUGCAAAGAUUCCCAGUAUCCAUAUCGUGAACCAAAAUUGGUUGAUAGACUCUCUCAGCCAAUGGAGGCGCCUUGACGAGCAGCCAUACUAUAUCAAUGUGUCUGCUGCUGACAGGGCCGUCUCGGAGGAGCAGAUGGAUACGUCCGAGGCUGAAGAUAAUGACACGGCUAAAGAUCUCAAGGAUAUGGACUGGGAUGCAGCUGACAAGGAGAUGCUCGACUUUCUGGGUCUCGAGGAUGACGACGAAUUGGACGAUGAGGAGACUGAUGCCAGCGAGGACGCAGACGGGGAGCUGAGUGGAUCAGAAGCCGACAAAGACGGAGAUUCAGACAGCGGCGAGUCAGAGCGGAAGACCACUACACUGUCUGUCGGGUUGAAGCGUAAGGCUCCCCCCGAUGAUGGCGACAGCGGGUCGGAAGCCGAUGCCCCUGCUGGAGAGAGCAUUCUUGCCAAGAAGCAGAGGGUGGCACGCAACCGAGGAGCCUCAGGCCUUAGGUCUGUCCACACAUCUAAUGAAGACCUGGAUGAUGAAGAGAGCCAGAGCCUACCAACGCCCGUUCCAACAACAGCCGAUGAUGAGCUAUCGCCCUCGCAACUCCAGGCGCAAGAGCAGGAGGAGAUGGAUAGCUUAGAGGCCGACCUGGAGCGGGAGAUGAUGGCCGAGUUGGAAGGCAACGAGUGA
Molecule: messenger RNA, 2379 nt
Organism: Clonostachys rhizophaga
Lineage: Eukaryota; Fungi; Ascomycota; Sordariomycetes; Hypocreales; Bionectriaceae
Source: the annotation of a GenBank genome assembly